AUGGAGCCACAUGAAAACGACAAUUUCGCUAAAAGUCAUCAAAACAUGCCUCAAAAUAAACCAAUGAGCCUACCAUCACCAUGGUCUACUUCUGGCCGUCUCAAUUCAGCCAGUCCUAACUUUCAACCAUUCUCAUUGGAAAAUCAGGCUGAUCAGGGUGCUUCACUGCCUCCUUCAGAAGAAGCACAAAUGACUUUUAGCGAAUUCCUGGAGUUUGUGAACAAAAACGAGGAUAAUUUACAACCUAUGUGCAUACUAAAUGCUGAAUCAGAAAUAUAUGCGAAAAUGUCUCCAAUCUCAAAACCCAACUGUGCUGCAAGUGAGAACAUGGGAUCAUCAUCAGAUGUAGGUUAUGAGAUUAACAAUGUUGGUGGAGCAACAAAAACUUUAAUCAAGGAUCUCUCUUCAACUAUGAAGCAGCAAUCUAACAUGAUGCAUGGAAAUGGAAUAGAUGCAGAGAAGGUUACUAGUAAUGUUGACUCUGAGAACACAAAUCUUGCAUCGCACUAUUUGAUAAUGGAUCCAACUGAACUGGACCAAAAUUUGGGCCAAGAUGUUAGUGCACCUGACACUACUCCUCAGCCUGAAAUCCAGGUAAGUGACAAAAAGGGAAAAGAGAGAAAAAGGAAGUCUAAUAGGGAUCUGCCAAAAAAAUCAAUGAAUCCGGAACAGGAAGAAUUAAUAAAGCAUCGUAAAAGAGUGGAUAAACUCUUACUUAAGAACGAAGAGCUAAAGGAAAAAAUUGACCAUCUUUCUCAGGAGUGUCUGAAUCUCAUAAAUGAAAAUGAUUCCUUACAGAAAGAACUCACUGAGAAGUAUGGGGCAGAAGUAGUAACAGAGAUGCUCGAGAACUUCAAUUCAAGCAUUUGA
Molecule: messenger RNA, 870 nt
Organism: Lotus japonicus
Lineage: Eukaryota; Viridiplantae; Streptophyta; Magnoliopsida; Fabales; Fabaceae
Exons: 9
Coding region: 1-870 (289 amino acids)
Source: RefSeq, a predicted model, not a curated record